Molecule: messenger RNA, 1341 nt
Organism: Papaver somniferum (opium poppy)
Lineage: Eukaryota; Viridiplantae; Streptophyta; Magnoliopsida; Ranunculales; Papaveraceae
Product: ubiquitin-like domain-containing CTD phosphatase
Exons: 6
Coding region: 58-1068 (336 amino acids)
Cellular component (GO): nucleus
Molecular function (GO): protein binding; phosphoprotein phosphatase activity
Source: RefSeq, a predicted model, not a curated record
CCGAGUACUUAACUAAAUUUUGCUGGGUUUCCGCAAACAAUCGAAAAAUCAAAAACCAUGGCGUCUACUGCUGCUGCUGUAGCUUCGUCAUCAUCAGUGACUGAAGAAGAACUAACCUUAACAGUAAAAUGGAGCGGUAAAGAAUACACAGUUAGGGUUUGUGGUGAUGAUAGUAUUGGUGAAUUAAAACGUAGAAUUUGUCAAGUCACUAAUGUUUUACCUAAACGUCAGAAACUACUUUACCCUAAACUUUCCGGUCCUAAGCUUUCUGAUGAUUCCAUUCUUCUUUCACAACUUCCUCUUAAAUCUUCUCUUAAGAUGACUAUGAUCGGGACUGUGGAAGAUGAUAUUAUCGUGGAUCAAGUGGAUGCUCCUGAGAUUGUUGAUGACUUUGAGCUAGGGCAAGAUGAAGUUGUCGACAUUAAGGAUAAAGAAGUCAACAAGCAGAAAUUGCAACGUCGCAUAAAUCAAUUUAAGAUUGAACUACUCAAUCCGUGCCGGGAAGGGAAGAAAUUGCUCGUCUUGGAUAUUGAUUAUACCUUAUUUGAUCAUCGAUCCACUGCUGAAAAUCCACUUGAGCUUAUGCGACCAUAUCUUCAUGAAUUUCUCUCAGCUGUUUAUGCGGAGUAUGAUAUCAUUAUUUGGUCUGCAACCAGCAUGAAAUGGGUUGAAUUGAAAAUGCAGCAGCUAGGAGUGCUCAGCAAUCCAAACUACAAAAUAACUGCCCUCCUCGACCACAUGGCAAUGAUCACAGUGCAGUCUGAUUCUCGAGGCAUCUUUGAUUGCAAACCACUUGGUCUUAUAUGGGGUCAAUUUCCAGAGUUCUAUAGCUCAAAAAACACCAUUAUGUUCGAUGACCUUCGAAGAAAUUUCGUGAUGAAUCCACAAAAUGGUCUGACAAUAAGACCCUUCAGAAAGGCUCAUGCAAACCGCGACACCGAUCAGGAGUUGGUAAAUCUUACCCAGUAUUUGCUUGCCAUAGCUGAUCUCAAAGACUUCAGUAAACUUGAUCACAAGCACUGGGAAUCAUACACAGAAGAAACAGCCAAGAGACGCAGGCACCACUGAUGAUAGAUAUCUGUUACAACCUGGAGGGGACAAAAGUUGUACCUUCACUGGUCCAUCUUAUUGGACUACAUGACAGUUCUAUGUGAACUGGGUAAAUCUCAGAAGCAAAUUCAGAAAACAUAUUGGCUUUUACAGGUUGACGCCUUCAUGUACUUUUGCAUACUCUAGAACCUACUAUAUCUGUUGAGAGAUAAACUAUCAUUAUAACUUUACACUGAUUUGAUUUGAUUUGAUUUGAUUUAAAAGACUGAAGUUCACUGAUCCUUUUCCUUA